UAUCUCGCGUGAAAAUACAUUUUGAAUUAUUAUUUUUAUUAUUUAUUAUUUAGUUGACAAUACGACAAUAAAAAAAUACCCCAGAUGGACUAUUUUUAUUGGUCUCAUUACGAGUAGAAAAUUGGACAGUUAACCAACAAUAAGUGAAAUUCGACGUCAAUUCUCCGAAAACUGACUCGUGUCACGACGUUUGGCGAUGUCUCCUUAUCAUAAUUAAUGAUGGAACAUUCACCAGAGGAUGUGUCUUCGGAUUCUGAAGAGGAUCACAAAAAACGCCCCGAGUCCGAGGAUUUCGAUGAUAAAGUCUCCCCCGACAAAUUUAUUCUCAGUCAAUCCUCUGAUACUUAUUUCUACGAUGAAGAAGAGAGGCCAAAAGGUCAAGCACACACGUCAGAUGAACAAGAAGAGGGAAUUUUUGCCUUCUCAUUGUCAUCAGGAAAAUCUCUAUCAACAGAAAGUGAAGAGGAAUUCUCAGACAAGUUUGAUUUAUACUCAGACGUCGAUGUAGAAGGGAAACCCUUUCCAGAAGAAUUAGUAACGACUCUACAACGAGAGGAAGACGACAGACAAUUGUCAAUCAUUGAAGCUAGACUGUUUACUAUUUCUCGAUUGAAAGAAUUAUUGGAGGAACGGAGAUCCCUGAAACUGAAGAACAACUUGCUGCACAAAAAGUGCAAGGAUUACUUGGGAAGAUACAAAAUCAUGAGUUACUUUGAGAAACCCUCGGGUGCAUCGAUUUACGAUGAUAAAAAGUAUGAAGAUACUUUGGAUACUUUUAAAAGAAUACAAUCAGACACACAAAUUUCUGAACGACAUUGUCGAAACGAACUCAGGGAAUUGGAGGAGAAAUAUCAGGAUAAACUAUUCAUCUUCGAAGAGAUCAAGCAGAAAUUCUUCCUGCAACAAUCAGAACUGUCCGAGUCUCUGGAAGGAAAAUUUCCCCCAAAGAAAAUUCAGUUCUUGAUGAGGAGGCAGGAGAAGAGGAUAAAAAACCUGGUAAAAAUCAGAGUUGCGUUUUUCAAGCUCAAGAAUUCAUUGGACAGAAUUAAUCAUGAAUGCGAUCGGAUGAAUGAUUAUGGCGAUGGUCGAACUGUCAAUGUCUACACGAAUCUUUUGGCUACGAAAAACAGUCUGGGGGAGAGGCUAGAUGAACGUGAAGAGGAAGUUGGGAGGAUUCGAAAGCAACUAUGGACGAUGGGACCAAUUUUAGCUCAUGUGAAAGAAACCUCUCGUGGUCUAUCUCUUGAAAUUGAUGAAUAUCUAUCGAAAUUGAAAGAAAUGGCGGGGAUUGCUGACCAAAGUAGAACGCUCGUAGUUAAAUGGAGGAGAAAGAAGGACUUAGUGAGAAAGAAAUUUUCGAAAUUGUAUCAAACAGCGUUUCUUCUUGUAAAUCCGAAGUUAUCAAAAUUUUUGUUGGAUUCUGCAGAAGAGCACGAGUUCUUGAAAGAAGAAAUUAAAAGUAUGAAACUAUUAGAGACAAAUCAUAAAUCAUGAGUUCAUGAAAAUAUAAUCAUGGUAAUCAUCUUAUUCGAAAAUUCUCUAAACAGAAAAUCUUGUUUUCAUAUUUUUAUUGAAUUAAAAAAUAAACUACGUAAAUGGGCUCAGUAA
Molecule: messenger RNA, 1608 nt
Organism: Diachasmimorpha longicaudata
Lineage: Eukaryota; Metazoa; Arthropoda; Insecta; Hymenoptera; Braconidae
Exons: 4
Coding region: 217-1494 (425 amino acids)
Biological process (GO): cilium assembly
Cellular component (GO): ciliary basal body; axoneme
Source: RefSeq, a predicted model, not a curated record